Molecule: messenger RNA, 4357 nt
Organism: Chelmon rostratus (copperband butterflyfish)
Lineage: Eukaryota; Metazoa; Chordata; Actinopteri; Chaetodontiformes; Chaetodontidae
Product: arf-GAP with coiled-coil, ANK repeat and PH domain-containing protein 3-like
Exons: 25
Coding region: 135-2921 (928 amino acids)
Cellular component (GO): cytoplasm
Molecular function (GO): protein binding; GTPase activator activity
Source: RefSeq, a predicted model, not a curated record
GUGCCACCGGGAGAGGGGUGACAGACUGCUGCGCGUCAGGGGAUACCAGUCACCAUCCGCACGGUUCAAGCGACAUCCCGCCGCGGGCAAUGACAUUAUCAGACUGAGGUGGGAAUACACGAGAAAACGAAAAAAUGACGGUGGACUUUGAAGAAUGUAUAAAAGAUUCACCCCGAUUCAGGGCUGGCAUCGAUGAUGUGGAGACAGACGUGGUGGAGAUUGAGGCGAAGCUCGACAAGCUGGUGAAGCUGUGCAGCGGGAUGAUCGAGGCUGGCAGGGCCUACGUCAGCGCCAACAAGCUCUUUGUUAACGGCAUCAAGGACCUGUCCCAGCAGUGCAAGAAAGAGGAGAUGAUAUCGGAAUGCCUUGAAAAGUGUGGAGAAAGCCUCCAGGAGAUCGUCAACUACCACAUGAUUUUGUUUGACCAGGCUCAGAGGUCGAUCAAGCAGCAGCUGCACACCUUCAUUAAAGAGGAUGUGCGUAAGUUCAAGGACACCAAGAAGCAGUUUGACCGGGUGCGUGAGGACAUGGAGCUGGCUCAGGUGAAGAAUGCCCAGGCGCCGAGGAACAAGGUGCAUGAGGCCGAAGAGGCCACGCAAGCCCUCAUCCUCAGCCGCAAGGCCUUCAGGCACCUGGCCCUAGACUACGUCCUACAGAUUAAUGUGCUUCAGGCCAAGAAGAAGUUUGAAAUUCUGGAUGCAAUGCUGUCCUUCAUGCGUGCCCAGUACACCCUGUUCCAACAAGGCUUUAACAUCCUGGAUGAGAUCGACCCCUACAUGAAAAGACUGGCUGCGCAGCUGGAUCAGCUGGUCAUCGACUCGGCCAUGGAGAAGAGGGAGCUGGAGCACAAACACGCUCUCAUCCAGCAGAGGACUCUGAUGCAGGACUUUUCUUAUGAUGACCCCAAGUUGGAAUUCAAUGUGGAUGCACCCAAUGGUGUGGUCAUGGAGGGCUACCUCUUCAAGAGGGCCAGCAACGCGUUCAAGACCUGGAACAGGCGGUGGUUUUCGAUACAAAACAGCCAGCUGGUCUACCAAAAGAAACUCAAGGAUUCUCUGACUGUGGUGGUGGAGGACCUGAGGUUGUGCUCUGUCAAACCAUGUGAAGAUAAUGAGAGGAGGUUCUGCUUUGAGGUGGUUUCACCCACCAAGAGCUGCAUGCUGCAGGCUGAGUCUGAGAAGCUGCGGCAGGCUUGGAUCCAGGCGGUCCAGGCAAGCAUUGCCUCUGCUUACAAAGACAUCGCUGACAAUUAUUAUAUUGAGCGUUUGGACCGGACAGCCUCGCCCUCCACCAGCAGCAUCGACUCUGCCAGCGAGCCCAGAGAGAGGGGGGAGAGGGCUGAUAGGGGUGUUCGGGGAGGUGGAGAAAGCCUCCUCCAGAGGGUGCAGAGCCUGCCAGGCAACGAGCUGUGCUGUGACUGUGGUCAGCUGGCCCCGUGCUGGGCCUCCAUCAACCUGGGAGUGCUGCUCUGCAUCGAGUGCUCAGGGAUCCACAGGAGUUUAGGCGUCCAUUGCUCUAAAGUGCGUUCACUGACGUUAGACUCAUGGGAGCCAGAAUUACUCAAGCUGAUGUGUGAAUUGGGCAACACUGUGAUCAAUCAGAUUUAUGAGGGAGCCUGCGAGGAGCUGGGAGCAAAAAAACCUGGACCGUCCAGUUCAAGACAGGAGAAAGAGGCCUGGAUCAAGUCUAAAUACGUGGAAAAACGAUUCCUGAAGAAGAUGAGUGGGAGCGAGGCACUGGUGGAGGGUGAUAGGAAGUCCCGGGCCUGGACAGUGAAGAAGUGCCAGCGACACAGCAGCUCCGUUCGAGCCCCCAACAAAGCCCGCAGGAAAUACCAUCGCUACGAGCCGGGCAGCGCUUCACCUGCAAACCUCUCUGCAGCAGCUGCAGCAAAGUUUCGCCGUGACUCCCUGUUCUGUCCAGAUGAGCUGGAUUCACUAUUUUCCUACUUUGACACCGGCUCUGGUCCUCGCAGCCCCGCAGGUCUUAGCAGUGACAGUGGUCUAGGAGGAAGUACGGACGGCAGCACAGACAUCCUGGUUUUUGGCUCAGUGGUGGACAGUGUCACAGAAGAAGAGGAGGAGUCGGAGGAGUCCUCCAGUGGUGAGGUGGAGAUCGAGCAGGAAGUGUCUUCAGACCCCGAAGACCCGAGGGAGCUCCACCCCGGGGCGCUCCUCCACCGAUCCUCCCGUCUACACAACCUACCACUCAUGGUGGAGGCCCUGGCACACGGUGCUGACGUACACGCGGCGAGUGAGGAGGAGGAGGGGAAAACGCCGCUCAUUCAGGCCGUGAUCGGGGGCUCUCUGAUAGCUUGUGAGUUCCUGCUACAGAACGGCGCAGAUGUGAACCAGAGGGACAUGAGAGGCAGAGGCCCGCUGCACCACGCCACCUAUCUGGGUCACACCGGCCAGGUGUGCCUGUUCCUGAAGAGAGGAGCAUCACAGACGGAGGUGGAUGAGCAGGGUCAUGACCCCCUAAGUAUCGCUGUCCAGGCCGCCAACGCCGACAUCGUCACCCUUUUGCGUCUGGCGCGGAUGAACGAGGAGAUGCGAGAAGCGGAGGCUCCGUUGGGUCAACCAGGGGUUGCCACGGGCAGCAGGAGAGUUAAACCCAAGGAUGUUCGGGAUAGAGUGAGUGAAGCAUCCUGGGCCGUCUUACUAGGGCAUCAGUGUGAUUCUGUGAUUCUCUCUGCUCUGGUGGUUGUGAUCUUUAAGGUGUCUUGGUCUGUGGCCCUCUGUGCUGCGCACACACACAUGCAAACACUGGGAAAAUAUUUGGUGUUGUCUUCAUGUUGGGAAUCUUUUCUGUCUUUUGGGGAGAAACGAGGCAUUUGGAAGCACGCAGAGUUUUUAUUGUGUCCUCAGAAUAAGAUGUCUGGAGACCCAGCUAUAAUGCAGCAUUCAUAUAGUAGGUACUAGGUCACAUAGAAUGGGUAAGUACAUACAACACACUUCAUAUUAUGAAAUCUGAAUUAGAAUAUUUAGCACAUGGAUCCAGGGAUCAUCACUUGGUGUGUACAAGAGCGGAAAAGGGAUCCCAGGAUGAUGGAGGAGUGAAAUGGACGGGAUGCUCACCACUCUUUCCCUGCAAGUUCCUAAUUUUCUGUUCUGCAAACUAACCAUUUACAACGAUAAUGUUUAGAUAAAUUUGCAUAAAAUAUUGUAUCCUGAACAAAUAGGUAUCUAUCUAAUAGAGUAGCUUCACUCUAUCUUGGGGGCUUUGCUCUUUCAUGCAGAGGUUUUUCCUCUCUGUCUUUCUUCCUGAAUGGUGAUUUGUGGGUUACUGGCGAUUGCAGUAUUUGCUGGCUUCUUGCCUUCAUGUCAUGUCAUUAAAAAGGCUUGUUAAAGGCAAGCAAAAAACAGCAGAUUGAUCAUUGCGGUCUCCAUGGCGCCCCGCAGUGGAACCCCCCUCCCCUGACUUUAGUAUCCCGUGUUGCAGGUGACAUCUCCCAUGUUGAUGUCUUUCGCGAGUUUUCUCUACUCGCGUCGCUCCAGCCCGAGAAGUUGAGGAGAAGGAGCCAACAGUUCAGCUGCUGCAACAACCCACAGUGACCACCCACCGCCACUUCCUCUGACCACUCCUCAGUCACUUUGGAAUCAAGAGGGAGGCAGCCAUGUGCCCUUGAAUAAGACAUUUUGAUCCUGGGGAGUGAGUGCUGCAGGUGGAAGCAAAUACCCUUCAGGCAAAAGUUAAAUCUCUAUUAUAUCAGGCUUGAAGUUGCUCUCAAUUGCUUCUGCAAACGUGUUCGGGCAGUGUCAAAAUCAUAGAACUCAGUCAUGUCAAAAUGUUAUACAGUUCAAAGAGUUGUUUUGUAUAGAUAUUUUUUCAGUUGACCCAGUUGGCACCAGUUUUGAUUUCUGGCAAUGAAUUAGCAGCAUUGCAUUAUGUUAUUUUGAAAUACCAGCAAUUUAGUAUUGCACUUUAGUAAAGCUGGGCAGCUCACAAGAGAUGCAUUUAAAAAGAAACUUCAGAAUUGAAGCAGUAAAACCCAAGACUUUAACUCUCAAGUGUGGCCUCAAACAUUGGAUCCCACAUUUGCCAUGCUUUAACCAUAUUUGUUCGAUCCCCCCUCCAUAAGUGUAAAUGUCAUGGACAUGGACGGUAAAUGUCCAUGUCUUCAACACUUAACCCUCAUGAUAUUGUCUGGGUUUUCUUCCUCCAGAGCUAUAGAAAACAUUAUGCAGCUGUGUCCACAGGCUUAAUCGUACUCUCUGUGAUGAGUUAACUAAACUUGAUGUUCAAUAAAGAGCCCCUUUCAAUGCUUUGUAUGAUUUUAUUUUGUCAAUUGCAAAUCUCUGAUUAGAUGAUUUUCAUUUUUUAUGCAACUGGUGGCUGAAAUAAAAUAAAUACCCUA